This is a messenger RNA of Colletotrichum lupini, 1659 nucleotides long. RefSeq lists its product as uncharacterized. Lineage: Eukaryota; Fungi; Ascomycota; Sordariomycetes; Glomerellales; Glomerellaceae. The transcript is spliced from 4 exons. The record is from RefSeq and is a predicted model, not a curated record. The coding region runs from base 1 to 1659 and encodes 552 amino acids.
AUGGCCAUAGUCAAAUUGAUCAAAGAUUUGGCGUCCGUGAUUGCAUUCGCAUUGGGCUUUCUAACAGCGGAAUCCUACUAUACCGAUCUCUGGAUUCGCUUAUACGAGCCUGGCCGGUUUAUUGGAAUAUGGGACGAUGUUGGCGCGUCAUUCAGCCAGACCGAUGCCUGGGAGCCAUUCUCCCUCCGGAACACUGUCAAGGCCAACGAUGACAACAAUGCCCGAUUAGAGUCAUUAAUGAGUGCACUUCCACCCCAGGCGGAUGGAGUGGCUCGAGUAUUUCUCCAGGAGCUUUUUGACGAUGACGUUCGCGACAAUGACUCCACAUCCGGAACGGACUUCCCGUACAAGUUCCCUCCUCUUAGGGUCGCUACUGUGGGCUUCUUGUCGUUGAUUAGCAACCAAUAUUGGGCCUCACCACUUCGAUGGUAUAGGAUAGAGUCUUGCAAUUUCAUCGAAAGUAAGCGAGGCAGUCCUCAAGUUCGCUGGGUCAAUGUCGUGCGGUAUCUACGCUUUCAGGUCAUUGACAAUCGACUACAAGAGUUUAUCACGUGCAGAACACUUGUCCGUACAGACUGGACGGGAAACAACCGUCGUUUCCCAGAAGAACAGUUCGGUCUCUACCAAGCAACAGCUACCUUUGCUACACAGCUAUGCGAACUCGACGCUAUGUAUCGCCCUUUCAAAAACACGUCGGACUGGAUGAAGGCUUUCAGCCUACAGUUCUGCCAUGCCAAUCUGCUGUUGUAUGCUCGAUUUCUAUUGGUAUAUGAAACCGCCUUCGGGAGGCAGCAGGGGUUGUUGGACCCCACCCGUGCAGAGCUCCAAGAGGGCAACGUUGGAAAAGUCACUGCAGACCAUCAAUUGAUUCAGAAAUUUUCAGAAAUUGGAGAUCGAAUGCUAGUGGCCAUUGAAUCACUAGUUGAAAUCCUCCAGAGCGCCACAAGAAGUCAAGUUGGAUCGUCCACGCCAAUAUCGAGAACGUCCAAUAUCCCGAUAGCAAUGUCAGAGACUCCCCAACUAGCGGCCAUAGAACUCGAGAUCCGCUUGUAUUGCAAACAGUUAAGAGACCUAGGUGCGCUUCUAUAUGAUUUUUUUGGUGUUGUGACUCUUCUUGGAGCCCUUGCGCUUUGCUUCAUCUUGCUCUUAGACUUUGUAAAUUUUGUGACCGGGCCUUAUCUGGUCCAGUUCGAUAUGGAGAUGAACAGGAAUGCGAUGUAUAGGGAGGAAGUAGCCAAGCGAAAGCAGCAGCUCUCCACAUACGUACACUUUCGGAUACUUGCGUCUAUUCUUUGGUGGCUGGGUCUGGGUCUAUUCUGCAUUAUUCUUGUCGUUUCCUUUCUCAUUGGCAUGUUUAGAGAUAUUAGCCUCGGUGCUAAGGUGCUUGGAUACGGGCUAGCUGUCGUCUCCUUCCCUGCUGUAAUUGCCUUGAGCCUUACUUUUCUUCUAUCCUUGAUGGGCGAAUUGGUACGACGACGGCGAAAGGCAAGGAAAGCGGCACAAGAAUCACCUCGAGUCGAAAGGCGUCGGCAAGGUAUGGGAGCAGACGAGGAAAAUGCCUCCCCAGUCAACCCGCCUGAACCUACGACUAGGAUGGCGGAGCUAGCAAGCGCUGCCGCCAACCACGCAGAAUCAGAGGACGAGGUGGCCAACGAGUAG